GUUGUAACGGCUACUUCCCCAUUUGUAUAUUUCCCCCAAAACUCAAAAAGAGAAGAGAAGAGUCACCAAUCAAAUCUUUCUUCUACUAUUCUCUCGUCUUCUCUCUUCUCCAAUCGAAAUUUUCUCCAAAGGUUUUUGCUUAUCUGAUAAUCUUCUUCACUUAGUCUGAUACAGCAAAAUUGAGGAUAUGAUUAAAGCCGCCAUGGAUCUCGGUUGCUUGGAUUUGGGAUGUCUUUCUGACAAGAAAAGCGGCGUCGGUGUUUCCGAUCAUCUUGAGUGUUCGUCUUCACCUUCGAAACUUGGCAAGAAUAAAUCACCAAGAGAGACAUCAGCUCUUAGAAAAUCACAAUCAAAGAGGUCUUCUCAACGUAAAACCUCACCUCUUGGUUGGUUCCCGCGAAGAAAAGGGGAUUCCUACUUGAAUAGGAAGAUCAAGAAGCUACAGGAGGUUGGUGGAAUGAAUCAGACUCUUGAUGAGACUCUUGGCGAUUCAAAUCCACACUACUGCAAAAUUGUAAGAGAACAAAUGGCUGUUAGAGAGGCUGCGGGUAAGGCUAUGGAGCUUCGCAAAGCUGCUCUGGUUGAAGCAUCUUGGUGUAGAAUACUUCGUGCUGCUAGGAUUCCAUGUUUGGAAGCAGAAACUUUGAUGGAGAAUGCAGAAAAAGCUGCAGUGGAAGCUUUUGAAGCGGCAUCUGCGUUGGGAGUGAUAAUGCAUGAUAAACCAAAUAGCUCGAGGAAACAAUAUCGAAUUGAAACAUCAGGUACACAUGGAAGGGGAUCUCCUACUCAUACCGUUACAGCAUCUUUUGAAACUGCGUUUGAUGUUGAUAAAGAAGUAGCAGCUGCUGUUAAAACUGCAUUUGCUAGGCUUGCAAAUUGCCCCUCUUUUAGCAAAGCUGAGAUUAAAGACCUUCUGAAGAAAAUCAGCGAGAAUCCUGAUGUGCGUGAUAAUCAUGAGAUCACUGAGAUGUCUUCAGAAUGCGACACAGAGUCUGACUCUGAACUCGGCAUUCUCCACAAGGUCGAUGAAGAAGUGGCUGAAUGUGAGGAGACUUCGUAUUUCAAAAUGAGACAACUAAAAGUCAAGAGGCGGCAGUCAUUUGGGAAGUUUAGCAGGGAGAAACUAGUGGAAUUGAUGCUGGAGAGGCUUCAGGGCUUACAUGAAGAUCAACUUUCAAGUCUUGCCUCUGUAGUUGCUACUUGUGGUUUAAAUGAGGCCUUGGCUGAAGUUAGUAGCCAGAGGGGACAGACCACAAGCUUCGAACCAAUUGUUUCAGAUACAAGAUCAAGAAGAGAUUCUAAAUUCGGGUCCUUAAUGGAAGGAAAAACAACAAGGGAUGGAACAGAGACAGAAAUUCCGAGUUUGGACAAGUAUCUAGUUAAGCACAUGACCAAAUUAGAAAGAGAAGUCCAUGAAGCCAAAAGGGUUUCAAAGGAAGUAUCUGAGAAAAACAAAAAGGUUCCUCAAGGUGUUGCAAGUGAUCCUGUUCCAGAUUUGGGAAGCAUCCUUGUGAAACACUCUUCAAGGCUUGAGAAAGAGAUUGAAGAAGCCAAAAAGAACGCAGGAGUGAGUUUUGGAAAGUACCAAAAGACUUCAAGCAGAAACAAAACACCAUUGGAUCCUAUCCCGGACUUGGAAAGUUUGCUAGUGAAAAAGCAUGUUUCGGGAUUGGAGAAGGAAGUUCAAGAAACUAUAAAGAACUGCGGAAAAAUGUAUGAAAACGUGAAGAAACCGGGAAGAAAAGAUGGUUUGUCUGAAGUUCCAAGCCUGGAUAGUUGUCUGGUAAAACAUUUCUCCAAGCUAGAGAAAGAAGUCCAAGAAGCAAAAAAGAGGAGCAAAGAAGAUCUUGAAGCAAGGAAUUUAGAAACAGUUUCAAGUGUGUUGUUAACAGAAGAACUGGGCAAAGAAAACGUAGACUCUAACAAUAAUAAAGCUGAGGGUCAAGAAGAAAGCCUAGACAUGAUCUUGGUAAAGCCGGUUCACAGAUUAGAAACAGAAAAAAUUGCAUCGGAAGCAGUUUAUGGAAACCGGAGGAUUCAGAAGAGAAAACAAGGAGCAAAAACAGAGUCAAAUUAUGAGAGUUUGGACAAAAUUCUGGUGAAACAUGUUCCAAAGCUAGAGAAGGAGAAGCAGAUGUUCAAAGCUGGUGUAGAAGAGACGGAGAACUCAAAGAGAAAUAAUGAAGGGAGCUUGAACCAGGGACAUGAAAGCAUGAAGGUGGCAAAACCGAUUCUCAGCAGGCGCCAAAUGAGGGAUAAAGAAAUACAAGAAACUUGGGGUGGUUUAGGACUUGGGGAGUCAAAGAACAAUAACCAGAAGAAACCUGAAAGCAAGAAAACAGAAGCUACUGAGAAUUUGGGAGAAGAGACAAGACCGGUCCUAACUAGACGACAAGAGAGGGACAGAGAAAUGCUAGAAGCUUGGGGUGGUUUAGGACUUGGGGACUCAACCUCGUACCAACCAGUUAAUAAGAAUAAAAGGAAACCUGAAAGCGAGAAGAUGGAGACAGCAACACCAUUGCUAACAAGAAGACAAGCACGGGAUAGAGAAAUGCAAGAAGCUUGGGGUGGUUUAGACCUCGGAAACUCGAUUCGACCGAGUCUGUCAAAACUCGAAAGAGAAAAGGCUGCAUGGAUUAAGGCCGAGAAAGAGGAAACGACUCGAGGAAACUAAUAUGGAACAGAACAUAGAACGUAUAGUUGUUUUCUCAUAAUAAAUGGACAAAAGUACUAGAACAAUGGUAAUGGAUCUUCUAGCUAGAUUCAAGAAAUAUUGGGUAAAUUUCAUUUGGUAACAGUUGUAGAAUGUAUGUAAUAAAGUUUUCUUUGUUAGGGACCAAUUUUUUUUUUUAAAAUUACAUCAAUGUGUUGCUCAAUUAGAUAACUCUUUGUAGUAAUAUAAUAUUUU
This is a messenger RNA of Arabidopsis thaliana (thale cress), 2908 nucleotides long. RefSeq names its product myosin-2 heavy chain-like protein. Lineage: Eukaryota; Viridiplantae; Streptophyta; Magnoliopsida; Brassicales; Brassicaceae. The record is from RefSeq and is marked reviewed. The transcript is spliced from 5 exons. The coding region runs from base 188 to 2674 and encodes 828 amino acids.